Messenger RNA from Rosa rugosa (rugosa rose), 2668 nucleotides. RefSeq names its product ankyrin repeat-containing protein NPR4-like. Bases 214 to 2544 code for a protein of 776 amino acids. The record is from RefSeq and is a predicted model, not a curated record. Lineage: Eukaryota; Viridiplantae; Streptophyta; Magnoliopsida; Rosales; Rosaceae. Gene Ontology annotation, molecular function: protein binding. The transcript is spliced from 6 exons.
UAGUCUUCUUGGCAAUGUCCAGGAAACUUCUCGCUAGCUAGGCUCGUUCACUAGUACAAUUAAAUUAAUAUAUAUACACACAUGAUUGAGUUGAGCUUCAAUUAUAGUUGUAGCCUUGUACUCUUGUAGGAUGACAAUUCAAAUUAUACACUGCUGAUAUUGUAUAAUAAUUUGUAUUCUCGCCUUUCGAUCACCUUGAGCAAGGAGGAUAUCAUGUCAGAGAAACUAACCACAUCAUCGCCAUUUGAAGUUGAAGAAGGAGUCUCAACCCAAGAGAACUUCCCAAAAGAAUCUGCAGGAGAAGUAAUGCAAGAGACAUGUGGACUAACCUUUGGAGGCGACAAUGGCACCGCUGCCACAUCCGGCAGACAGUCAUUUGCAACAAGCGAUGGAGGGUACAGUGCAGGUCCUCCGUCUAGCAGGAUGACAUGUGCAACAAUAAGCUACGGAGGUUACUACAGCAGCGGUGGAACGUCUAGCUGCAGACCGACGUGUCAUCCGUUACCACCUGGCCUCGGAACACCAAUUAUCGCAAUUGUUCAUAGUCCUGAAUUUACGUUUGGUGGAUGGGGUAAUUCUACUGAAAAUGUUGAUGUAGAGAUUGGCCAUGAUCAGCAACCUGAUGAUCUGGAGGCUACAUAUACUGCAGAAGAAGCCGAAAGAAAACAAAGGGAAGAUGCAGCUUCCCCAGUAAUAACCCACUCAGACUCCAUUUCAAUUUGUUGGCCACUCAGAAAAUUACUUGAUAGAGGAAGAAAUGAGUCUCAUUCCAACAACGACCAUGAAACUAGUAUUGCAGGACCACCAAGUGAGCAUGUACCAAAUAACGUCGCAAAUUCAUCUAACAUCAUUUCGUCGGUGAUAAAUAGUGACCUAGUACCCCAUGUUCCUCUACAUCUUGCUGCUCUCAAAGGUGACUGGAAUACUGCCAAAAGCAUCUUGCAAUCAAAGCCUGGAGCUGUGAGGGCUAGGAUCACAAAGGGUUCAGAAACAGCUCUUCACAUCGCGGCCGGAGCUAAACAUACGUCCUUUGUUGAGGAGCUAGUUAAAUGGAUGACUGCAGAGGAUCUUGAACUGAAGAAUGAUGUGGAAAACACUGCCCUAUUUUUUGCUGCUGUUUCUGGUAUCAAAAGGAUCGCUGAGGUAAUGGUGGAGGUUAAUCCGAUAUUACCUCGGAUCCGAGGUAGUAACAAUUCAACAGCUCUGCAUAUGGCUACUUUGCUAGGGCACAGGGAGAUGGUAAGGUAUCUUUACAGCAAGACUAAAAGAAUUUUGACCUACCAGGACCGUGUGGGGCUUCUUAUUGCUGCAAUAACAGCAGAUCUUUAUGAUGUAGCUCUUGAUAUUGUUAAACAACACCCUGAAAUGGCUCUUGCUCGAGAUGAAAACGAAGAGACUGCACUACAUGUAAUGGCGCGAAAGCCUUCAGCAUAUCAUAAUGGAAGUCAGCUUGGAUUUUGGAAACGAUGUAUAUUAUCUUUCCCCAGGGAUUUCAAGCGUUCCUGUGAAGAAAAGGUAAAGCAUGCACUAGCCACUGAACUUGUGAAGCAGCUGUGGAAGAAAAUUCUGACAUUAGAAAAUGAUUCCAAGAUUGGUGAUUUGAUUAGAAAACCGUCUCGCUUAUUGUUUACUGCAGCAGAGUUGGGUAACCUUGACUUUUUGAUCAUACUUAUGAGAUCAUACCCCAAUCUCAUUUGGAAAGUUGAUGAACAAAAUCGAAGCAUAUUUCACAUUGCAGUGGUUCACAGGCAGGAGAAGGUUUUCAAUCUUAUUUAUGAAUUAGGUGGAUUGAAAGAUUUGAUAGCAUCUUAUAAAGAUGAUAACAAUAACAAUAUGCUUCAUUUGGCUGCAAAACUUGCACCUGCCAAUAGACUUAAUACUGAUACUGGGGCAGCAUUUCAACUGAGAAGAGAGUUGUUGUGGUUUAAGGAAGUUGAGAAGAUCGUCCAACCGUUAUACAAAGAGAUGAGGAACUCUGAUGGCAAAACACCUCAAAUUCUAUUCACUGAGGAGCACAGGGAAUUACUAAAAGAAGGAGAAAAGUGGAUGAAGGGUACUGCAUCAUCAUGCAUGGUUGUGGCAACCCUCAUCGCCACCGUAAUGUUUGCUGUUUUCUCCACUGUCCCGGGUGGCAACAACAAUGACACAGGCAUGCCCAUGUUCAUAAAAGAAACGGCCUUCAAAAUCUUUGCCAUAUCAGAUGCAGUAUCACUUGUCUCUUCUGCCACUUCGAUCUUGAGUUUUCUCUCGAUCCUAACCUCACGCUACACCGAAGGUGACUUCCUCCAUUCUUUACCAAACAGGUUGAUCGUAGGGCUUGCAACCCUAUUCAUCUCUAUAGGUACCAUGAUGCUCACGUACGUUGCAACGUUAUUUAUUGUCCUCGGCUCUGGAAAUGAAGGGAUAAAAGUUCCGAUAACUUUGGUUGCUGUCAUUCCAGUUAGUUUCUAUGCUUUGCUGCAAUUUCCUCUUCUUUCGGAUAUGAUCAGUCAUGCUUAUAUUUCAAGAGUAUCUUUUCGUUCUAGCAACCAUCUCUUGCAAUAGCUGCUACAAAGAAAUGGCACUCUAAGAUUUAAUGUCAACUUAAUUGAUUCGAAGGAAAAUAUAUAUUGUAUAAAUGGAUCAGUGAAGUUCUACUGGUGUACAAGUUUUGGAAGUCUCUAUGUAA